Molecule: messenger RNA, 326 nt
Organism: Sinocyclocheilus grahami
Lineage: Eukaryota; Metazoa; Chordata; Actinopteri; Cypriniformes; Cyprinidae
Product: serine hydroxymethyltransferase, mitochondrial-like
Exons: 2
Biological process (GO): tetrahydrofolate metabolic process
Cellular component (GO): cytoplasm; mitochondrion
Molecular function (GO): pyridoxal phosphate binding; glycine hydroxymethyltransferase activity
Source: RefSeq, a predicted model, not a curated record
GAGGAACUGAGAAUCAUCUGGUUCUGGUGGACCUGAGGCCUCAGGGGAUGGACGGAGCGCGGGCCGAGCGGGUUCUAGAGCUGGUGUCCAUCACGGCCAACAAGAACACCUGCCCUGGAGACAAGAGCGCACUGACCCCCGGCGGCCUGAGACUCGGAUCCCCUGCUCUCACGUCCCGUCAGUUCAAGGAGUCUGACUUCCAGCAGGUGGUGGAUUUCUUCGAUCAGGGCAUCAAGAUCGCUCUGGACGUCAAGAAGAAGACCAGUGAGUACAGACUCGGAGAUCUGCUGUGACCGUGUGUUUCUGCUCAGCCAUGGGCUGUUAUU